Messenger RNA from Aureobasidium vineae, 4818 nucleotides. Lineage: Eukaryota; Fungi; Ascomycota; Dothideomycetes; Dothideales; Saccotheciaceae. The record is from the annotation of a GenBank genome assembly.
AUGGUUCGUCUCUAUUCUGCUGGCCUAGCAUUGGCUGGUCUGAGUCUUGCUCAAGCACAUUCGAACGCUUCACUGGCCAACGCUAUCUACAAAGAUGCAUCUCAGUCUGUUGAUGCUAGAGUCGAGAACCUCGUGUCUCUGAUGACAUUGGAAGAGAAGAUGGCACAGUUGAUGCAAGGCGACAUUUCAAACUGGCUCAACACAACUUCUGGAGAAUACAAUCAAACAGGCCUAGAAUUCAACUUUGCGAACCGUUCUGGCAUGUUCUACGUUGGCUACCCUAUCACCUGGGACUGGCUCGCCGAAGGCAUCAAAGUAGGCCAAGACUACGCCGUCAACAGCACUCGUUUGGGCAUCCCAGCAAUCGUCCAAACUGAAGGUAUCCACGGCUUCCUGAUUGGCAACGCUACAAUCUUCAACUCGCCAAUUGCCCAAGCAUGCUCGUUCAAUCGCGAACUGCAACGUCAGAUGGGCGAGCAGAUUGCACUCGAAGCUGCUGCUUUGGGAGUCACCCAACUAUUUGCUCCUCUAGCUGAUUUGGCUCGCGAAUUGCGUUAUGGCCGUGUAGAAGAGACGUAUGGCGAAGACGGCUACUUGGCUGGCGAAAUGGCAUACAACUACAUUGUUGGAUGUCAAGGACAAAAUGUCUCUGCUAUGGUUAAGCACUUUGCUGCUUACUCUGAGCCUGAAGGUGGUCUCAAUACUGCGCCUGUGCAUGGUGGUGAGAGGGAGCUGAGAACGACUUGGCUUCCGAGUUUCCACAGGGCGAUUGUUGAUGGUGGUGCCUAUGCCAUCAUGUCUGCGUAUCAUGCUUAUGAUGGUAUCCCGGCUGUGGCUGACUAUCAUAUGUUGACUGAGAUUUUGCGCAAUGAAUGGGGGUACAAGUACUUUGUGUCGAGUGAUGCUGGUGCUACAGAUCGCUUGUUCAAGAACUUCUUGACUUGUGGAGUCAAUGACUUUGGAUGUGUUACUGAGCAGUGUUUGACUGCUGGAAACGAUGUCGAGGUCAGUACUUUGCCCUUGACUAUCAAUGAACCUGGAUUGACCUGUUGCGUAGNNAUGGGAGGUGGCUCCUUCAACUUCCGCUCUAUUCCUGACCUCGUCGGCAACAAGACCAUCGACAUCAGUGUCGUCGACGAAGCCGUCGCCAGAGUUCUGAGAGUCAAGUUCCAAAUGGGUCUAUUCGAGAACCCCAAUCCUGCUGCUCCCAAGGACCAAUGGAGUAACAUCAUCAACAACGCUGCUGCUAAGAAGCUUGCCCGUGACCUCGACGCCGAGUCAAUUGUCCUUUUGCAAAAUCCCAACAAGACACUUCCGCUCAGCAAGACUGACAAGAUUGCCGUUAUCGGUCCCAUGGCUUCUGGCUUUAUGAACUAUGGCGACUAUGUCGUUUAUGAGUCUCAGUAUAGGGGUGUUCAGUAUCUUGAGGGCAUCCAGAACGCUGUUGGUCCUUCUGCCAAUGCGACUGUGACCUAUGCUAAAGGUUGUGAGAGAUGGUCGACUGAUGAGUCUGGUAUCCCUGAGGCUGUUGAGGUUGCCAAGAAUGCUGAUGUGGCUGUUGUCAUUGUGGGCACUUGGUCUAGAGAUCAGAAGGAGCUGUGGUCGGGUCUGAAUGCCACCACUGGAGAACACAUUGAUGAGAGGUACGUUGCUGAUAAAAGUCUGGUGCAAGAAGAUUUUAUUGACUUCGAACNNAGUGAUCUCGGUCUCGUUGGUGCACAACGAGCUCUGGUCAAAGCCGUCAUCGACGCUGGUAAACCCACCGUUGUUGUCUUUUCCUCAGGCAAACCUCUGACUGAAGACUGGAUCUCCAAUACCACAGCCAGUCUAGUCCAACAAUUCUACCCUGGCGAGGAAGGCGGCAAUGCCCUAGCAGACAUUCUGUUCGGCGCGGUCAACCCAUCUGGCAAGCUAUCUGUAAGCUUCCCUCACGAUGUGGGCACCCUUCCUGCCUACUACGACUUCCUGAACAGCGGAAGACCGAGCUAUCCUGGCUUUAUCGGUGGCGAUGGAAACCUCUACUUUGGCUCCGACUACAUCCUCAACACACCCAUACCUUGGUUCCCCUUUGGUUAUGGGCUCUCUUACACCACGUUCGACUACAGCAAUGUCGCACUCUCUUCCUCACACGUCUCUGCCACCGACAACAUCACCGCUACAGUCUCCAUUACCAAUAACGGUACUUACGACGGUGCCGAAGUCGUCCAACUCUACGUCAAAGACCAAGUUGCCAGUGUUGCCGUCCCCAACAUCCAACUCAAAGGCUUUGAAAAGGUGUUUGUCAAAGCUGGCGAGACUGCCGAGGUGCAAAUUCCAUUGAACAUUGCUGAUAUUGGGUUGUGGAACAAGAGCAUGAAGUAUGUGGUUGAGCCUGGCAACUUUACUGUCUUUGUGGGUGCUUUAGAGGGAGGAGUAGAGGAGAUGAGUGAUGGCCCCAAUGGUGUUCGCGGCACUCGCUUCUUCAACGGCGCCCCAGCAGCCUGUUUUCCCUGCGGCACAGCUCUAGGCGCAACCUUUGACACCGAACUCCUCGAGGAAGCCGGUCGUCUGAUGGGCAAAGAAGCCAUUGCCAAAGGCGCCCAUGUGAUCCUCGGCCCCACCAUCAACAUGCAGCGUUCUCCCCUUGGCGGACGUGGCUUCGAGUCCAUUGGCGAGGACCCCUUCUUAGCUGGUCUAGGCUCCGCAGCUCUGGUCAAGGGAAUGCAGGAGAAUGGCGUUGUGGCCACCAUCAAGCAUUUUGUGGGUAAUGAUCAGGAGCAUGAACGCAAUAGAGUGGACUCCAUCGUUACGGAACGUGCGUUGAGGGAGAUCUAUCUUAUGCCGUUCCAAUUGGCUGUCAGAGAUGCUUAUCCCAAGUCUUUCAUGACUGCUUACAACAAGAUCAACGGCACGCAUGUUAGUGAAAACCAGCGGAUCUUAAAGGAUAUCUUGAGAGGGGAGUGGGGUUGGAACGGCCUAGUGAUGAGUGAUUGGUUUGGCGUGUAUUCGACAACCGAGUCGAUUGUUGCUGGUCUGGAUUUGGAGAUGCCUGGUCCCACUCGCUACAGAGGAGAAGCUUUGGUGCAUGCGUCAACUGCCAACAAGAUUCCCGCUGGUGUGCUUGACGAGAGAGCAAGACAGGUCCUGGAGCUAGUCAAUGAGUGCGCUGCAUCAGGCGUCAAGGAGAAUGCCGAGGAGACGACCAACGACACACCGGAGACGUCCAAACUACUGCGAAGACUUGCUGCAGAGUCGAUCGUGCUGAUGAAGAAUGAAGGUGACAUCUUGCCACUCAAGAAGGACAAGAAGCUUCUGGUCAUUGGUCCCAACGCAAAGGCCGCAACAUACUGUGGAGGUGGUUCAGCCUCUCUCCGUCCAUACUACGCCGUCACCCCUUACGAGGGUAUUGUCGACAAGGUUGGAGAGGAGAACGUUGACUUCAGCAUUGGUGCAUACUCCCACAAAGAGAUGCCCAGCUUAGGAGUCGAUUGGAAAACCACCGCCGGCGAAGAUGGCGAGCACGGCGUACUGUUCAGAGCCUACAACGAAUCUCCUGAGGACAAGGACCGCAAGUGCGUCGACGUACUGGGCCCUUUUACAAACACAUCGAUGAUGUUUAUGGACUACAAGAACCCCAAGCUCAAGUCUGGGCUCUGGUAUGCUGAUAUCGAGGCAUACUUUACAGCCGAUCGUGAUGGUGAAUAUGAACUCGGUGUCUGCGUGUACGGAUCGGCAAAGGUUUUUGUUAACGAUGAUCUCGUCCUUGACAUCACGGAGAAUCAACGCCAAGGUUCUGCAUUCUUCGGCCUGGGCACCGAUGAAGACAUCUGCGCUGUCUCCAUGAAGAAGGGCCAAACCUACAAAGUCCGCCUUGAGUUCGCCAGUGCACCGACCAGCAAGUUGACUGGUGGCAGCGUGGACUUCGGUGGUGGCGCUGUCCGUAUCGGAGGAGCCUGGAAGAUUGACGCCGACGAGGAAGUCCGCCGCGCUGCUGAACUCGCAAAGUCUGCUGAUCAAGUUUUGGUCUGCGCAGGGCUGAACAUGGACUGGGAGAGCGAGGGCUUUGAUAGACCAGACAUGAAGCUACCAGGCCACUUGGACCGCCUCAUCUCAGCCGUCGCAGAAGCCAACCCACGUACAGCAGUCGUGCUUCAAAGCGGUACACCGGUAGAGAUGCCCUGGUUGAGCAAGGUACCUGCAGUGCUUCAGGCCUGGUACGGCGGCAAUGAAACCGGCAAUGGAAUCGCGGAUGUUGUGUUUGGAGACGUCAACCCCUGCGGCAAAACAUCCUUGUCUUUCCCCAUCAAAAACGAAGACAACCCUGCAUUCCUCAACUAUCGCUCUGAGGCUGGCAGAGUGUUGUAUGGAGAAGACGUUUACGUCGGCUACCGCUACUACGACACCCUCGGCCGCCCCGUGGCUUUCCCCUUCGGCCACGGAUUAUCCUACUCGACCUUUGGUUUCUCAGACUUGAAGCUCGAGAACUCUUCAGACAGUGAAGGCGAUCUCAUCGCCAAAGUCACGGUCAAAAACACCGGCAAAGUUGCAGGAGCACAAGUAGCGCAACUCUACAUCUCACCACUGUCCCCGUCUAUCCGUCGCCCAACAAAGGAACUCAAAGCUUUCACCAAAGUGUUCCUCGAGGCCGGUGAAGCAAAGACAGUCGAGCUUAAAGCAGCACUCAAGUAUGCAACCAGUUUCUGGGAUGAGAGCAGAAAUGCUUGGGUUUCCGAGAAGGGCAGAUAUAAGGUUCUUGUCUCGGAUAGCAGUGCUGUUAGUAACGAUGCUGUUGAAGAGACCUUUGAAGUGCAGAAGACAAAGUGGUGGAAUGGGCUUUGA